CAAAACACCACUUCCCAGAAAAAGUUAUAUAUUUUUACUUUUUCUAUUAUUUUUAUUUUUAUUUAUUUAUUCAUUUAUUUUUACAUUACCAAACAUAUUUCCCUCUUUCUCGCUUCCUUGCUCUGUUCCUUUGAAAGCGAAAAAUGAAGUUUCGGCCACAACACACAUAUGCCACGUGCUCAUGAAAUUCAUCGUUACCCACUUUCUUCUAAUCUCUCUCUCUCUCUCUCUCUCUCUCUCUCUCUCUCUCUCGUAAACGCUUCUGGUUUCAGUUUUCUUUCAACUUCUGGGCAUCUCUUGGAUAGAUAGAUAGAUCUGGUUUUUUUUUUUAGCUUUUCUUUUUUUGGGAUUAUUUCAUAUAGAUUUUGUGCUGAUAUUAACAAUUUACUGUGUAUAAAUUGUUUGUUAUUGUAGUAUGUUGACUUGAUGGUCUUUGAUUAAACUCAAGCAAGAAAGUUCCUGCCAAUUUUUAUAGCUAUAGCGAAUAAUCUAACUUACUGUCAAUAACAAAGCCUUGACUUUUGCCAAUGUUUCAUGUUUAUUUGUCUUUGUUAUGGGAGUUCUACAAAUGAUUUCAAUUGAAAAGUAUCAAUUUUAAUUACUUAAUUUGAUCGUGUUCAUAUCUGUAUGCUUGUUUGUGCAAUACCCAUUUCGAAUUCAGCUAUAAAAAUUAUUUAUUCUUGUGUUAAUUUGCUGGGUUUUGAAUGUCAAGAGUGCUUUGUUUUUUAAUUCUAAAUAAGUUUUCCUAGCUUAAAGUAGUCUGUAAUUAUUAUUUUCCUUUUCGAGUCUUUUUUGCUUUCUUUCGAUGAAAAGUUCAUCGAUAUUAAGUUUGGAAGAAGGUAGCUAUAAGUUAUGGACCAUAGUUAACAAUUUAUAGAAAUUCUCAAGUAGAUUAAUGGCUAAUUUAUCCGAGCCAUCAUCAUCUUUGAGCUUUACUUCAUCUUCUCAUGCAUCAAAUGGCUCCAUUACUCAAGCCAUAUCGACCUCUUCAGGCUUUGAGGCAAGGUCUAGUCUUGAGGUGAUCAGUUUAACCAAGCUCAGCUCCAAUUUAGAGAAGCUGCUGAUUGAUUCCAGUUGCGAUUAUAGUGAUGCUGAUAUUGUUGUUGAGGGUAAACCUGUGGGCAUUCAUCGAUGUAUUCUAGCUGCUAGGAGCAGGUUUUUCCAUGACUUAUUUAAACAAGAAAAGGGGUCUCUAGAGAAGGAUGGGAAACCAAAGUAUUGUAUGAAUGAUUUGUUACCUUGUGGAGAGGUUGGAUAUGAAGCCUUUCUUAUUUUCUUGAACUACUUGUAUACCGGAAAACUUAAGCCUUCACCAAUGGAGGUAUCAACUUGUGUUGAUAACGUAUGCACUCAUGAUGCCUGUAGACCUGCAAUUAAUUUUGCUGUGGAAUUGCUAUACGCCUCAUCCAUAUUUCAAGUACCAGAGCUGGUUUCACUUUUCCAGAGACGCCUUCUUAACUUUGUUGGUAAGACUUAUGUGGAGGAUGUAAUCCCAAUCCUGGUUGUUGCCUUCCAUUGUCAAUCAAAUCAGCUUGUUGCUCAAUGUGUGGAUAGAAUAGCAAGGUCAGAUCUUGAUAACAUCUCAAUAGAGAAAGAGCUUCCAUAUGAAGUUGCAGAGAACAUUAGAUUGCUUCGCAUAAAGCCUAUUUCUGAUGAUGAAGAAAACGUUGAGGUUGUGGACCCCUUGCGUGAAAAGAGAAUCCGAAGAAUUCACAAGGCAUUAGAUUCUGAUGAUGUUGAGCUGGUAAAACUUCUUCUGACAGAGUCUGAAGUGACAAUGGACGAUGCCAAUGCACUUCACUAUGCUACAGCAUACUGUGACCCUAAGGUUGUUUCUGAGGUGCUUGGCCUUGGUCUUGCUGAUGUGAACCGUAGAAAUUCACAAGGCUAUACAGUUCUCCACAUUGCGGCAAUGCGAAGAGAACCAUCAGUGAUAGUAUCUUUACUGACGAAAGGGGCUUGUGCUUUAGAUUUAACAUCAGAUGGGCGAAGUGCUGUUAGCAUCUGCCGAAGGUUGACCAGGCCAAAAGAUUAUCAUGCUAAAACAGAGCAGGGGCAGGAAGCAAAUAAAGACCGGCUAUGCAUUGAUGUUUUAGAGAGAGAAAUGCGGAGGAACCCGAUGGCAGGAGAUGCUUCUAUCACUUCCCAAGCAACGCCUGAUGAUUUGCACAUGAAGCUUCUGUACUUGGAGAACAGAGUGGCAUUUGCACGAUUAUUCUUCCCUGCUGAAGCCAAGGUAGCCAUGGACAUUGCACAUGCCCAGACAACAUCCGAGUUUGCUGGCCUUUCUGCAACAAAAGGCUCAAAUGGGAAUUUUAGGGAGGUUGAUUUAAAUGAGACACCAAUAAUGCAGAACAAAAGACUGCGUUCCAGGUUGGAAGCCCUUAUGAAAACAGUGGAAAUGGGUCGACGGUAUUUCCCUAAAUGCUCCGAAGUGCUUGAUAAAUUCAUGGAAGAUGACCUUCCUGAUUUAUUUUACCUUGAAAAAGGCACCCCUGAUGAACAAAGAAUCAAGAGGAUGCGCUUCAUGGAGCUUAAAGAUGAUGUCCAGAAGGCUUUUAAUAAGGACAAGGCUGAGCGCUCAGUGUUGUCUUCCUCAUCAUCCUCAUCUUCUCUGAAAGAUGGGACCGACAAGGUUAGAAGAUUAUGAGGUUAUGUCAAUUAUGUCUCUAUAAGCCUUGGAGCAAAUUGUGCAGCGAUUUCUAAAUACUAAAACUAGCUGACUGCAAAAGAACAAUAUGUGAUUGUUUGAUCACUCAAUUUUAGUGUAAAUUAGAUCAAUUAGCUUAAUUUCAGUCAACAUGCAACAUAUAAAAAAAGAAUUUGACACUUCACAACUGUAAAUAUGUGGACUAUUACAGUCUCACAGCGAGAUUUCAUGCAAAUAAUUUACGAGGUUGUGCCACUCUUUCAGUUGCGGUUUGACCACAAUCAAGCUAAUUGAUCAAAUUUGCAAUUAAAGUUUAGUGAUCCAAAAAUUGCAGUUAAAUCUUUUAUGAGCACAGCUAUUAUCAGUGUAAAAUUCAGUGAUUGCUGAUACAAUUUACUUCAAGCUUUAUGAUUGAAAAUUUUGUUAGAGUUUCUGCAAUGAAGGGUCGUAAGAGUGUUGGCUCUGCGUGUAUCAUUUUAGCUAGCAGAAGAGCUACCUGACUCAAUGAGCUAAACUCCAGAUGCUAUAAAGCCAAUAGCAGCUUUGGGAAUUCAUAGAAAAUGUUCUUAGUUACCUGUAAGAGAGAAUGUUACUAGAAAAUGGCAACUGAUUCUUUCAAAUUUGUAAUUAUGCUAUUCUUAGUUUCUCCAGGUCAAACUCCAAUAUGAAAGCUUAUGCUAUAGUUUUUCAUUUGGUAGAUUAAAAAAAAAAAAAGGAUAGUGUGGUUCACUACUUCAAAUAAAUUCGGUGGUUUUUUAAUAUAAAAUUCCAAAUUUUUGUAGUU
Messenger RNA from Ricinus communis (castor bean), 3434 nucleotides. Its product is annotated as BTB/POZ domain and ankyrin repeat-containing protein NPR1. Gene Ontology annotation, molecular function: protein binding. The transcript is spliced from 4 exons. The record is from RefSeq and is a predicted model, not a curated record. NCBI's taxonomy places the organism in Eukaryota, Viridiplantae, Streptophyta, Magnoliopsida, Malpighiales, Euphorbiaceae. Gene Ontology annotation, cellular component: nucleus. The coding region runs from base 896 to 2650 and encodes 584 amino acids. Gene Ontology annotation, biological process: defense response to bacterium; regulation of salicylic acid mediated signaling pathway; regulation of jasmonic acid mediated signaling pathway.